AAUGUCCCGAGUUCCUUACAUGGAAGUUAAUUCUUGCAGAAAUUCGUGAAACGUGAAAUCGCAACGAUUUAAAGAGUCUGAAGAUUAAAAGAAUAUUCCCGCACUUUCUUUUGUAUCUUACAUUGUAAAUUGCAACUACGUCUAAUUAUGUUGACGCUUGACAGGAUGAAACCACCAUUCUCAAUUACGAGAAGGUCCUGAUCUAUUCUGGCCACCGUUCAACAUGCACGUGCAGAACCAAUUAUAACUGCACAACGUCACGAGCAAAACUGAAUGCGAUUGGUCAAAUAGAAGAGGAUGACCACAAAGGGGAUCUCACGCUAGCAGCCGAACCCAAUUUAAUAGCACGAUUAUAGACCUAAAGCCUGGUUUCCAUAUCGUCGUAAGCGACGGGGACGUGUCCCAGCAGAGGAUCGGCGAUGCUGCUGGGACGCUUACGAUGAUUUGGAAACGGCUGACCAUUGAGCAACUAACAAAGUUCGAUCGAUCAGUUAUGACAUACAAAAUAAUCAACAGACAAUGUCCCGAAAGCCUUUGAAUAAAUAUCGUCAUAGGACCCAGCACUCCAACUACAGAACAAGGAAUUGCAGGGACCUACAAAUCCCAAGAAAUAGCCUUGAAUACGUCAAGAAAGGCUUUCACUAUUCGGCUCUGAAAGCCUGGAACGAUAUUCCCAUCAAUAUCAAAGAGCUCUCUACACUUAGUAAAUUCAAAAAGCAAUUGAAAGUUUGUUAUACGAGCUCAUAUAACACGACUCCCUGGAAGAGCAGACGCUAUCUGGAAGAGCAGAUGCUAUGAGAUUGCUGUAAAUAAUUUAGCUUUAGCUGUAUAUAACUUAUAUUAAUGUAACUAGCUGUUAACCCGGUUUUGUUUUAACCCAGGCAAGUGGAAAGGCUGCCUUAAGCUUUUCAUUUCGCCUUUGUUGGAAUCGUUAUUUCGCAUUCCUCAAAGUCCUUUCCAUUGCUACGCGGUUUGCCACUUUUUUCGUCUGUAUAAACAAAUGUACCAAUUUAGCUCAUUUCAUACAUUUGUUUGGUUGAAAAUAAAAAUCUCAUUCUGUUUAAUCUAGAGUCCAUAUCCUGUGCCAAACCUCCAAUUCGUGCGCAAUCGUGUGCGCAACACAAAAUCUGAUCCGGUCCACGGAUGAUUUUCCGGAGUGGGUUUUCGGCUUUGUGCCUUGUUGGAUGACUGAUCCGCAACGGAUCGGACAGAUCGAAAAAGUUGCAAUCGUUUCACCUUUUUUAGCCGUUCAGGUACAGUAGUUUUCUUUUGACCAGAAUCGAAUUAGAGCUCUUUGAACGCUAGAGCACUUGCGUCAUAAGGCAAGGAUCCCGUGGAGAUGAAUGUGAAUACUCAUUCCAAUCUGAAACGUUCCGCGGAUUGAAUAAAACGGAUCAGACCAACAGGAUCUGAUCCGAUCCGCGGAUCGUUUUCCGGAGUAGGUUUUUGGCUUUACAUAGAGUUUCAUGUGAGUGACAGCAUGCGGAGAGGUACAUUAAGAAGCCUGAUUCGUUUUGCAAUCAGUCCUUUUAGUGAAAGUGAAGAUGGCUGUGCUAAAAAGGACAGAAUCGACUGCACUCCUUGCUUCGCAAAAAUCUGAGCAUUUGACAGGUUCUCGGGAGUCCAUUAAUAGCAUCGAACUGAAUGUUAAAGAACUUGCAAGAAGUCUUGGCUUUUGGCAUGCAUUUGCCUACGUGGUAGGAAUCUUGUUUGGCUCUGGUAUGUACAUCUCGCCAAGCCUUGUAGCAAGAGAAACUAACAAUAUGGCUAUAGCGUUGGUAGUUUGGAUUGUCUCUGGCAUAAUACCCAUCUUGGGUGCAUUGAGCCUUUGCGAACUGGCUUGUGCAAUUGGCAAAACAGGAGGUGAAUACAUUUUUAACAAAGAAGCCUUCGGAGAUAUCGCUGCAUUUGUGACUUUGUGGGCGAAGGUUGUUAUUGGUUUUCCCGCUGCCAUGGCUGUGUUGGGAAUGGCGAUCAGUGAGUACAUUUUGAGCCCGUUUAUUGACUUAACUGCCCCCAAUGGAGUUUGGAUAGCAAAAUCUGUUGCUGUGCUUUUCAUCGUGAUGUCUGCCAUCAUAAAUUCUUUGAGCGCCUCGUUUGUUGGCAAAACCCAAGUCUUUUUCACGGCCAUUCAGUCACUAUCAGUGCUAUUUUUCAUUUCUCUGGGAAUAUGGAAAGCUUCUGCAGGACACACUCAAAAUUAUGUUUCUAUUUUUGACAAUUCCAGCAAAUUUGAGCUCGGUAGUUUUGGUAUAGCCUUUUACAAUGGACUAUGGGCAUAUGAUGGAUGGGGACUCAUUUGCACAAUAACAGAGGAAAUGAAAAACCCAAAAAGGGACCUCCGACUAGCAAUUCUUUUCGGAGUCGGAUUUGUUAUUCUAUGUUACCUUUUGAUUAACUUAGCGUUGUUGGCGGUUUUAACCCACGGAGAAAUUGCAAGUUCAUUAUUAGUGCUUACGCUGUUUGUGACAAAGAUUCUUGGCAAAAAUGUUGCAUUGGUUGUGCCCUUUGCUGCUGCUUUUUCCUGUUUCGGCGGACUAAAUGGGGUAAAUUUCAUGUGCUCUCGAAUUGUUCUCUCUGGCUCUCGCGAAGGACAUUUGCCUGAACCAUUGUCGUACAUUCAUGCGGACAGAAGAACGCCCAUACCAGCUGUCUUAUUUCUAUCUUCAUUGACAACGAUUUGGAUUCUCGUUCUUGGAGCAGGAACACAAAAUCUUGUUAUUUACUUUUCAUUUGCAAUUUGGUUUACAUAUGGCUUAGCGAUAUUCGGUGUCAUUGUUUUACGGGUGCGCCAACCAGAUCUACCGAGACCCAUCAAGGUAUGGAUUAUCAACCCGAUAUUCAUGACAUUAGUUUCUCUGUUACUUUUAGUUUUUCCAUUUUUGAAACGACCAGUUGAGAGCAGUUUAAGCCUGGUUUUUGUUUUUGUAGCAGUUCCAAUAUACUUUCUAGUUGUGCAGGAACGAAACUGCAGUCCAGCCUGGCUGCGCAGUUGGAAAGACAAACUAUACUUAUGUAUCCUUUUGCGCUGUAACCUCGUGAAGUGUGUUUUUGUUGCCAGCAAGAUUCAAGGAGCGGAUUUCCACAAAGAUACUACAAGUGUUGAGUUGAAUUAAUCAGUAACGUAAAUUCUAGUUUAGGUUCAAACUUUGAUCCGUUCUAGUUCUAUGUAUUCUCUAAUCACACUCAAUUCAAAUCUGAUUUCUAACGCAUACUUCAACGUGUACAUUAAGUGACUACAGGAACAACUCUUGAGGAGUACCAAACAAUUUCUUACAAGCCAUGGCUUUGCAAAAAUCAUUCAUUUGUCACGAGAUCUUUUCCAGAACGAGGUCACCAUAAUGUUACAAGUUUUUCAGCCUUCCCAUUCACUCUAAUUUACUUUGCAAAAGAAAUGAUUCUGUUGCUCAAGCAGUGGAUUGAUGCUAGAUUUGUUAAUCGCCAACAAUUGCAGACGGUAAAUUUUUUACUGUCCGAAUUUUUUACCAUCCGAAAAGUUUUCUGCUAAUAAACAAUUUGGAACUUUUGAGAAUCAUUUUUCCCUAAGAUUACGAUAUGAUUUAUUGACCAGGCAAUGUUGAUGAUAUAAUAAAAGGAUGCGAGCGUCCAUGUAAUUAAAUAUACGUAGAAUCCGAUUCACGUAGAAAGAAAAUCCACUCACAAAAUUCAAGUGAGUUGCACAAAAAGAAAAAAGACUCGCAGAAAAAUGAAACUCGUCACACAUUUUUAGUUUUAGUCACACAAAAUACAACAAAUCGCACAUAAAGCAGAUUGAGUCGCACAAUUAGAAAAGAGGUCGCACUUGAAGAAGAAUGGGUCACACGUUGGAAAAUGGUAGGUUUUGUAUUGAAUUGAAUGAAUUUUUGUUCAGCGAUGAUGUUUUGCCCAAACUGCGGGAAUUUCAGAGACAAGACCCACUUUCUCAUCUUUGGAAUAAAAUAAUAUGCGCGUAUUUUUGGACUAUUGGGACUAUUGUUCAAUUCGAUCACAGAAACAUGCAGACAGGCUAGAAGUCCAAACUCAGCUAAUUACCCGAACUGCAGUGUACGACAGUUUCCUACGAGAUCUCGGGUAUGCAAGAGCAAAAAUUCAAGUGUACAAAUGUACACUAUAACAUAAAUAAUAAUAAUAAUAAAAUCGAAUAUUUUAACAGGAUAACCUAUCAGUACAAUAUGUACUGUUGUCAUUAGGGUCCUGAUACUUAAUAAAUUAAUGGUAAGAUCUAAAAACGGAUUACAAAAGUUCAAUAUAGUCCAAUCUAAAGAUAAAAUAAUUUUACAUCAAUUAAAAUAAGUUUCUAAAAAUCGUCUAAAAAUAGUUCUAGAUUUAAUCUUUCUUGCACUUAGUGGCAGGUCAUUAAAUUCCUUUCCUGCCUGAUAGUAAAAACCUUUGCGUCCAAAUUCUGUUUUCACUUGAGGCAACUUGACUAGAUGUUUGUCGUUUCUAGUAUUUUUCCCAUGAGCAUUUAUAACGAAGUAAUCUGUCAUUGCAUCACAAACAUUGCCUUGUAAGGUAUCAAACACCAAAUUACAGGACCUCUUUUUCACUCCUGCAUUGAUACUGGGCACACGCAAGCUGACAGACGUAACCUUGGUCGAUCUAAUAACAUCAAGGCUUCUACUCUCAAGACUUUCAAUUCUUUUCUUGUAUGAUGUAGACCAACCGAGGGACAGCGUACCACAAUAUCCAAAAACAGCAUUAUCGCAUUAUCAU
Messenger RNA from Rhopilema esculentum, 4713 nucleotides. NCBI's taxonomy places the organism in Eukaryota, Metazoa, Cnidaria, Scyphozoa, Rhizostomeae, Rhizostomatidae. The record is from RefSeq and is a predicted model, not a curated record.